GCCUGUGACGUUGUGGUGCAGGUCUGAGUGUUGCACAGGCCCAGUGCUGCAGGUUGUCCGGUAGGGUGCCUGCAGAGCCACAAGCAUGCUGUUGAUGUCAGGAGCAGAGGAGGGGAACGUGAGGAAUGGCUGAAAACUGUCGGUGAUCUCCUGUUAGGAAACAAACCCGGUGUGUUUAGCUGAGCAUUUCACCGCUACCAGAUCAGCCUGUUAGCGACGCAUUAGCAGGCACUGCUGGUUUAGGCUUUAUUUAUUUUGUUGAUUAUUUAAUGGGACAGCGAAAACGCAAAAAACGCAAGGUAGGCUACCGCUCUUGUCGCCACCAGCUCUGCUACUUUAUUUUCAUGGACUAAUACGACACAAGGGGGGGUUGAGAAAUGUUUCACUGCAAGGUAAAACACUCGUCUUCGGAGACAAUGUUUGGUUGUUAACGCUAGCUAAAACCCUAAGGUUGAUAUUUUUGGUUAGACUUGUGCAUGUAUGAAGUGCUCGGCCGUUUUAUGUUGUUUUGUGAAAAGCGUCGGUUAGCCUUCAUCUCUUCAUGCCUCAGCCGACCAACCACAUGAGAAGUCGACGUCCGGAAUAGAUUAAACCACAAAGAAAGGCCUCCUUUUUUAUCGCUUUCACCUGAAACGACGAGGAGAAAAUGCGUGUGGACUUGUUUUGGAUAUGUUUGUGGUGUUUCCUUCGCCCUGGUGCCACCGGUCAAGGACAGUCGACGGCCGUGUGCUCGCCCUCAUGCAGCUGCGAUGAAGAUGGGGGUGCAGACUGCUCGGGGAGAGGGCUGACCACCGUCCCGACUGGGCUCAGUACUUUCACCUACUACCUUGACCUGAGCAUGAACAACAUCACUGAGCUUCCAGAAUUUGUGUUCAAGAACCUCCCCUAUCUGGAAGAACUACGACUUGCCGGGAAUGACCUGUCAUUCAUCCACCCUGAUGCCCUGUCUGGACUGCAUCAGCUCAAAGUCCUGAUGCUCCAGAAUAAUCAGCUGAAAACUGUGCCCAGUGCCGCCCUGAAGAACCUUCAAUCUCUCCAGUCUCUCCGCCUGGAUGCGAACCACAUCCUCACAGUACCAGACGACAGUUUUGAAGGUCUUCAGCAGCUGCGCCACCUUUGGUUGGAUGACAACAACCUGACGGAGAUCCCCGUCAUUUCUCUGAGGCACCAGGAGAACCUCCAGGCUCUGACGCUGGCGCUCAACCGCAUUGUGCACAUACCAGACAACGCAUUCGCCAACCUCACCAGUUUAGUUGUGCUACAUCUUCAUAACAACAGAAUUAAGCAGAUAGGAUACAACAGUUUUGCCGGUCUUGUGAACCUGGAGACGCUAGAUCUUAACUUCAACAACCUGAUGGUUUUUCCCAAAGCUAUAGAGGCCCUGCCCAAACUGAAGGAACUCGGGUUUCACAGCAACGAUAUUGCUGCCAUACCUGAAGGGGCCUUCCAUAACAACCCCCUGCUGCGCACCAUACAUCUUUAUGACAACCCUCUGUCCUUUGUGGGCGCCUCGGCUUUCCAGAAUCUGUCCGACCUGCACUCCCUGAUGCUGCGUGGGGCCAGUAUGAUGCAGGACUUCCCCAUCCUUACGUGGACAAAUAAACUUGAGAGUUUGACCCUGUCAGGAACCAAGAUAUCGUCCAUCCCUGCUAAUCUUUGUGAGGACCUCAAGUUGCUCCAGACGCUAGACUUGUCCUACAAUGAGAUCAAGGAUCUGCCUUCCCUGCAGAGCUGCGUCCGGCUGCAGGAGAUAAGCUUUCAGCACAACCGCUUUCAACAAAUUGACAGGGACACUUUCCAAGGUCUGACUGCUCUCCGUUUGCUAGACCUGAGCAGAAAUGGUAUCCGAGUCAUCCACAGAGAUGCUUUCGUCUCCCUCGCUGCACUCACCAACCUAGAUCUGAGUAUGAACUCUCUGACUGUGAUUCCUACCACUGGACUGAGCGCACUCAGUCAGUUGAAACUCUCAGGAAACCCGGAAAUGAAAAAUGUGCUGAAUGCAAAAAACCUGCCAAAACUGAGGUCGAUCUCUGUCCCGUAUGCCUACCAGUGCUGUGCAUUUGUUGGAUGUGACUCCAUGACGAGUUCUUCUGAGGAAAAUGACAUAAAGAAAUCAGCAGGCGGGGAGGAUGUGGAGAGAAUGUCAACGAUUAUGCAUUGCUCUCCUUCUCCAGGAGCCUUCAAGCCUUGUGAGCACCUGCUGGGUAACUGGAUGAUCCGCCUUACAGUGUGGUUCAUCUGCCUGGUGUCUCUGGUCUUUAACAGCGUGGUGCUGGUGGCCACCUUCGCCCCCACACACCACGCUGCAGGCCAUUCACCCUCCCUCUCCCCGGCCCGACUGCUCAUGGGGCUGCUGGCCCUGGCCAACCUGCUCACAGGUCUGUAUGUUGGCGUGCUGACUGUGCUAGACGUGGCCACAUGGGGCUCGUUUGCUGAAUUCGGAGUAUGGUGGGAGAUGGGGCGUGGCUGCCAGGUUACAGGAGCCAUGGCCGUGUUCUCUUCAGAGUGGGCGGUGCUGCUACUCUCGCUGGCAGCCGUAGAGCGCAGCGUGGCCGUGCGGACAAUUCUCGGGAAGGUAUUGAUGUCACCAAGGAGGAACGGCAGCCGGCGCGGAUGCUGGAGAGGGGAUCGGCGCUUCAGUCUUGCUGCGGGACUACUGGGGCUGCUGGCUGCUGCCGGAGCCUGCCUGCCUCUCCUGACCUCCAGUGACCACUCCGCUUCUCCACUGUGCCUGCCCUUCGCUGGCGGAGAAAGUCCAGCUCUGAGUGUCACAGUGGUUCUGGUGCUGCUCAACGCUCUGGCUUACCUGUUCACUGCAGCGGUGUACACCCAGCUGUAUUGCCACCUGGGCCGGGUGGAGCUGGCAGAUCCGGAGCAGACGGGUGCCCUGCGACAUGUUGCAUGGCUCAUCUUUACCAACUGCAUCUUCUUCUGUCCCGUGGCAGCUUUCUCCUUCGCCCCUCUCUUGACUGGCUCUACAGCCGGCGGCCCAGAGAUCGCCAAGUCCGUCACCCUCAUUUUCUUCCCUCUGCCGGCGUGUCUGAACCCAGUGCUCUACGUGUUCUUCAGCCCGGCCUUCAGGGAGGACUGGCUCAGACUACGCAGUUGCGCAGGAUCGAGCAGGGAAGUGAAGGCUGGGGCCGAGAGUCACGGAGAUGACGGGGGCGGAGGGUCGGAGAUCACAGACGGCGGCUCCUCCACCCAACUCGGCUUUGACUGUGGGGUUUACUCACAGCUUUGUGGAGAGACUGUUGUGUGCGAGCAGUGCGAGGCUGCGCUGCAUGCCAGGACCUGCUCCUCCCCGUCGUCCUCCACAGUGUGCAGACACUUUGUGAAGUCUCACAGCUGUCCCACCCUGCUGGCGGGUGCUGCCGUGUGCCAGCGCGCCGAGGGGUUUUGGGCCGACAGCGGCACGCCCUCUGCUCAGUCUGAGUACGCAGACGAGGGGGACUCGUUUGUGUCGGACAGCUCGGAGCAGGUACAGGCUUGCGGCAGAGCCUGUUUCUGUCAGAGCAGAGGCCUUCCUCUGGUACACUACUCAUACAACAUACCUCGAGUCAAGGACUAACACGCUGCAGAGCUCCAGUUUGUCUGUGUGCACAGAUCUCUCCGUCAUGUGAAUUAAGAUGCUUAAACGAUAUAUAAACAUUUUUAUAUUAAACAACGAAAUGUGCCAACUACCCUACUAAAGACCCAUCAGCAAGCACUUACGUUUUUAAUUACUGUGUAAACAGAGAUGCAACCAAUCAUUUAAAGGGAACUUGGAGACUUUUUCUGAGUGAGCUGAAGAUAGAUAGAAGAUAGAAUUGGAGGAUGAAACCCUCUUUAUUAGUCACAUACAUGCACACAGCAGAGCACACACAGUGAAAUUUGUCCUCUGCAUUUAACCCAUCCUAGUGCUAGGAGCAGUGGGCAGCUAUUGUGCAGCGCCCGGGGAGCAAUGGGGAGGAGGGAUUGGAGGUGUCCGGUGCCUUGCUCAAGGGCACCACAGCAGGGCCUAAGGGGUGAACUGGGACCUCUCCAAGUAGCAGUCCACUAUCCAUAUUUUUUUCAAGUCUGUUCGGGGACUUGAACCAGCGACCCUACGAUUCCCAGUUCAAGCCCCUACUGACUGAGCCACUGCUGGAUACACAUCAUGUUAAAAAACUGGUCGACAAAGGACCUCCAAAGGAAAAUCUUGCCACCAGUGCCUGCCUCCUGCUUUCCAUUGGAUCUCAUGAUGAUGCAGGCCUCAAUGUACGUGUCAAAGAUUGAUUUCUCUGUUCAACGUGUAGUUAUAAGCUUUUUUCAAUUUUAAUUGUAACACAUUUUGUCAAUUUUAAAAGCUUCUCCACAGCAACUGUUGAUUUUAUACUUUGAUUUUAUUUUGUACGUAAAUGUAGCAAAUGUAAUAAUCAUCCUAGAGUUCAGAGUGAAUGUAACUUUCAGGUGGUCUUCACCUGCCAGAUGGGGAUAAUGUAACGACAGCAAUAACUUCUGCCCUGCCUGUGACCAUAACCUGGUAUAAGUUAAUGCCAGUCUAUAAUGAACACGACUUUGAGUUAAGUUACCAAGACUAAGAAUGUCAUAAGUAGCAGAUAUCACUGUUAUAGCAGCCGCUGUGCUUGGUGGUAAUGAAAGGUGUUAUUUAUUGUUUGAGCAGCAGGAGGGGGAAGGUGAUUUCAGGUGGCCUUUGAAAAUAACCCAAGCAUUCACCAAAACAACAGCACUUCUCUUUGUUUAACUCCUCAAACAACCCUAACAAGUCUAUUCAUACAGGUUUAGAUCUCUACCUUUUUAUUUCUGAGUUUUACUAUCAUGCUGUUUAACUUGGAUUUUUUUUGUGAAAAUAAUUAAAUAUAAGACCCGAUUUAAUCUGAUCUUCAAAUUACUUUUGGCUGUCAAUUGGUGACUCAUUGCCUUGUUAAAUGCAGUUUCUUUAAUAACAAAAUAUGAUGAUUUACUCUUUUACUGACCACAAGAGGAGAAUAUCCUUUUCACUCACCACAUAUCUGUAUGCUAAAUAUUAGGUUACAGCCAGCAGCUGUUUUCAUUGAUUAUGCUACUGGCUACUGGCCCAUGAUCCAUGUUUUUUAUACAGGUAUGAGAGUGGGAUCCUCUUUCUUCAUGUUACUACAGUAUGUGCAGAGAACAUUUCCCCCAAGAUGUCAAAAUAGCAAAAAGUCAACUUUGUUUUUAUUGAAUUUACUUUAUUUGUAGAGUAAACUAUUGAAAUCAACUCUCUUUGCAAAGUUAGACCUAAUAUGAAGAGUAAUAACUAACAUCAAUUUCUGGUUGAUUUUUAACGUAUCAUUAAACAUAAUUUGGCUUGGGAGCGACAAGUCAAACACAGGAAAACCGUCCAAGUUAAACACGUGAAUGUAAUCCCUCUCUUGCAACAUGAUGUCAAUGCAGCACAAGACUGGCAGCUGAGUCAACAAAAGCAUGUGUGAGCUGUGGCGAUGUGUGUAAAAUAUGUAUUGUGGCUGAGUAUUAUUCAACCACAGAUAAUCAAAGUAUCUAUAUUGCGGAUGUUACAUCUCUACUGCAAAGUAAUUGGCAACAUUUUGACCAGAGUAAUUGGACAUUAUGAAAAAUAAGAUUGAUUUUGUUAACGUAUUCACUGCCUCCAGUGUGUUUCCAAUCCAGUAACAUUAUACAAAUGUACUGUUUGUUCAGAUCAGAUGUCUUAUUGUACACGUCAUGAGAAGAGCAUUAUUAUAUUAUAAAGUAUAUAACCGUAGAUAUCUUUUGGUCCUGAAAGCUGGCCUGAGUGAGGCUGUGUGUGACGAGGGAUUGACUGAUGUUUGGUGUGCUGGAGCAUGACUGUACAUAUUAAAGCUGGAUACACCCUCGGAGCGUGUAACCACAAGUGCACGUCAUGUGAGUGCUCAGGAAUUUAGGCAAUGUAGGGAAACGUUUCCUCCAACAAGACAUUCUUGUGUCCUUAUAAUGCACCAUUUAAUUUGAAUCUUCUGAGUUUUAUUUUCUAUUUUCCAUGCCGACAUUUGUCUCGACCGGAUGUGUCAAUUCUUGCACCAACCAAAAUGUCUGUUGAUUGUCUGAGAUGUCCCAUCUGGUGAAAAUGUACAAAUCUUUUAGUAGGUUGGUUAUUGUUUUUGUUUUUUUGUAUUUCUAUGUAAAUUAUUUGAAAGGAAAACAAGUAAUCAAGAAUGGGAUGCUAACUAAGGAAGCUACCUCCUCGGCUGUAGUGGCUACCAGCAGUGCUUUGUAAAAGAAAAGUCUUUUUUGUAUUUGUUUUAUUUUUGUUUGCAUUUUUAGCUUUAUGUUGGUUGUACAUCAUCAUUUUAGUUCAAAUUAUGGGAGGAAUCUAUGUACUGUAUACUGUGAUUUAUUUUUUUAACCAAACUAUGAAUUGUUUUUGUUUUAUCUUCUAUAGAUACAAACUUGCAGAAAAAUACAGAUUAUAAUAAAAUAAAUCUCACUUAUUUUCUGUUCAAAUUCAAAUCGUAUCUGUAGUUGUUCAUGUCAGACCUCCCCAAGUUAUUAGAUUCUAUUCAAGUAGGAAAAUAAUCAUAUAAAUUGUGAAUGAAUAAAAUUGGAAGAACACAACGCUUUUCAUUCACCUUUGUGUUAAAAUUAAAACACUGCAGCAACCA
Molecule: messenger RNA, 6599 nt
Organism: Eleginops maclovinus (Patagonian blennie)
Lineage: Eukaryota; Metazoa; Chordata; Actinopteri; Perciformes; Eleginopidae
Gene: lgr4
Product: leucine-rich repeat containing G protein-coupled receptor 4
Exons: 18
Coding region: 647-3568 (973 amino acids)
Biological process (GO): hormone-mediated signaling pathway; activation of adenylate cyclase activity; adenylate cyclase-activating G protein-coupled receptor signaling pathway
Cellular component (GO): plasma membrane
Molecular function (GO): G protein-coupled peptide receptor activity; protein-hormone receptor activity; protein binding
Source: RefSeq, a predicted model, not a curated record